Molecule: messenger RNA, 597 nt
Organism: Suillus bovinus
Lineage: Eukaryota; Fungi; Basidiomycota; Agaricomycetes; Boletales; Suillaceae
Exons: 8
Coding region: 1-597 (198 amino acids)
Source: RefSeq, a predicted model, not a curated record
AUGAAACUUUCUGUGCUCCUGAGCGCACUUACACCUUUCAUCAUUCUUGCUGUAGCGUCACCCACGCCGGGAGCCAUCUCGAAACGUUCCUAUGCCACAACGCACUACUCAGUUGAGCGAGACAAGCUUGACACGAACUUGCGACGUGAUGUCCCCGAAGUGAUCAAGAAGCGCAAGGAACUUGAGGCGCACAUCUCUUACAACGACGACGACGCUCCAGGCACUGCAGCUAAGAAGCGCAAGGAACUCGAGUCGCACAUCUCUUACAACGACGACGACGCUCCAGGCACUGCAGCUAAGAAGCGCAAGGAACUCGAGUCGCACAUCUCUUACAACGAUGACGACGCUCCAGGCACUGCAGCUAAGAAGCGCAAGGAACUCGAGUCGCACAUCUCUUACAACGACGACGACGCUCCAGGCACUGCAGCUAAGAAGCGCAAGGAACUUGAGUCGCACAUCUCUUACAAUGACGACGACGCUCCAGGCACUGCAGCUAAGAAGCGCAAGGAACUUGAGUCGCACAUCUCUUACAACGACGACGACGCUCCAGGCACUGCAGCAAAGAAACGCAAGGAACUUGAGUCGCACAUCUCUUAA